Messenger RNA from Rhodofomes roseus, 3086 nucleotides. RefSeq lists its product as uncharacterized. The coding region runs from base 154 to 2958 and encodes 934 amino acids. Lineage: Eukaryota; Fungi; Basidiomycota; Agaricomycetes; Polyporales; Fomitopsidaceae. The record is from RefSeq and is a predicted model, not a curated record. The transcript has 16 exons.
AGUCACGGUAAACAGUCAUCUGCGCCAUAAUUGCAGCCCAGAACGCGCCGGACGGGAACACGCUUGUAUCAUACCCUACUCGACCGCUGGCCACCAGCACCGUCGCGACCCACAACCGAACCUCCGUGAACGUGUCCUUGCCUCGAGGACGAGAUGCCACCUGCAAGUCGUCGUGGUGGCGUAACCGCGAAGUUCUACCAGGAGGAUAUUGUCAGGCGAAAGGACGACCCCGGCUUGUAUGGUAUCGUGCUGCGAUGUUGGCACGAUGCUGAAGACCUCCCACCACCCGCAGAGAAUGCUGACCCCCUGAUGAGACCACUGCAGCCGGGCGAGGUCGGCGUCUCCUACUUCCCUCGUCCUUCGCGUGAGAUCCUGGCCGAAUCCCAACUCGAACUCGUCGACCGAAAUUACCAGCCUGGCGAUCUGCUCAAAUGUAGCAUAGACGAUGUGGCCUCGGGAGUUGUCACAGGGAUCGAAGUGAAGGGUCGCCUCGAGCACGCUAUCAGUGGAGAGCCACUGCAAGAAUGGAAGAUCACAAGUGAAGUGCAGACCGCCAUCGACGUAGACAUGGGUGAUUACGUCGUGUACGAUGACUGGAUCGGCCAGGUCGUUGAGAUGUUUGACGAGGCCGUGAUAGAUAUGGGAAAUGGGAACCUUGUCCGCGUUCCAGAGUUGAGUGCCCGGCUUGCCGUGGGGGAGAAGGGACAAGAUGUCCUACCACAACCUAUGUCUGGUGUGCAAAGCCUCUUCGGGUUCCUAUUGGGCAAUGUACGUCCCAGCAACCAAGAUACAGUCGUCGCCGUCAAGCGUACAGUACUCGCCAUCGCAUGGUUAGCUAUCAACCAAUCCCUAGAUCCAAAGGAAGCGCAGACCCGUCUGCGUCCGGCACGCUUUUGGUCUGGUCCGUUACUGAGCGACCUAACCCUCGUGCGCCGGAGAGCAGAGCAAGCCAUCCGUGUAGGAGACCGUGUCGUCCUGAGGGACUCCACAGGAGUUCCAAUGACCAAGCACGGUAAAGAGGACGACCCCAGUCAUUUGUUGGAAGUGCGGACGUUCAUUGUCAAGGAGACGCAAACGCUCGUGAAUGUACUUUGGCAAGAUGGUACCCGAGAAACACUGGAUGCCAAGCAGACUAUCCCAUACCUGAACCCCGACGAGUACGACUGCUGGCCGGGAGACCAUGUCAUUUGGAAGACCGAAGACCAAAGGCGAGCAGCAAUCGUCCAGAGCGUCAACGCCGUCGACAGGAUCGCACAGGUCCGGUGCGAAGACAACAAACAAGUCGAGCUCGCCUCCCUGCUCGAGCUCGAUCCGCACGGGACGUCCGACUGGUCCGCCGUUGCGCCCACAGACGGGCUGGGCGUCCACCGCGGCGACUUCGUCUUCAUCCACAAGCCGGGCGCGACGAACGGCGCGGAGCCGCCAAUGGUCCCCCGGAUAGGCGAGGUGGAGGAGUGGGUCCGCGAGCCGCCUGUAGUCUCGGGAACCGGCCAUCUCGGUGGCUGGAGGAGGGAGAUGGCAGAUAUUGGGAACAAGAUAGCAGAGAGGCGCGGGAGGGACCCAACUAUUGAGGAGGGCGAGCUGCAACGCCCGCACAAGGGAGACACGCAUCUCGAUUGGUUUGGCGAGGUUGUGGACCUGCAUCUGGACGGAGCAGUCGAGGUUGUCCUCCCAAGUGGCAGCACACAGGUCCUCCCGCUGCAGCGAUUGACCAAGCUCGCGGACGGUCUCGAACAGAUCGAAGAGCUCUGGGGCGACGAUAUCUCAGAAGGCGAGGAGGGGAGCGACAUCGACGUCGAGGAGGACGUCGAGGUCUGGGAGAUGGACGGAGAAGGGCAGUGGGUCGGGAUGGAUGAUGAGGAAGACACCGGAGAUUGGUCGACAGACGAGGGCGAGGAAGACAACAACAUGGACGUCGACGACGAAGAAGGGUGGUCAUCGUCAGAUCCCACUGUACAUCACGGGCAAGACCAUGAGGUACCCCUCGCAGUGUCGUCCGACGUCGCGUCCGUUUCGCCACUCGAGAAAGUGGACGGCACCUCUAGAUCUACGAGGCCAAAAACUCCCGAUGUCCCACAAGACGCAACGGAGACGGAUGACGCGGAGACAGCUGAGCCGGACUCACAUUGGAAACGAUUCGAGGUCCUAUCAUCUGCGCCUGCUGACCAUGCCUUCUACACGUCGCCUCCGGCCCAGACCUCGCGAGGGUUCAUGGCCCGUCUAUCGCGAGAAUACCGUGCUCUGCAGAGCAGUCUUCCAGAGUCGAUUCUCGUCCGAGCGUAUGAGGACCGGACAGACCUCCUGCGAUGCCUGAUCAUUGGGCCGGAGAACACACCAUACCAGGAUGCGCCCUUCGUGAUCGACUGGAUGCUUGAUUCGAACUUCCCGCAAUCUCCGCCUAUCGCGCACUUCUGGAGCUGGACGAACGGGAAUGGCAGAGUGAACCCUAAUCUCUACGAAGAGGGUAAGGUCUGCCUGUCCAUUCUCGGUACAUGGGCCGGCGACAAGAGCGAAACGUGGAGCGCUGCAAGAUCGUCUCUCCUGCAAGCCUUCGUCUCAAUACAAGGGCUAGUGCUCGUGAAAGAGCCGUGGUUUUGUGAGCCUGCCUAUGAGAAGCUCAGGGGAACAGAAGAGGGGAUUGUGAACAGUCGACUGUACAGCGAAAAGGCCUACGUGCUCUCACGCGGUUUCGUGCGUCGGGCACUCGAAAUGCCAUUGGGGGGUCUAGAGAAGGAGAUCCACUGGUUCUACUACACGAAGGCCAAGCUGGCGAAAGUGCUCAAUGACGCCCGUGCAUUGAUUGAGAAGAGCAAGACCUCGAAAGAGGAGACGGAGGCCGACCGGGAACUCGCCGUCCCGAGGUUGACCGGAGGAGGCAUCAUCGCAUUGGAACGGACACUAGCCAAGCUUCAGGCACUUCUGGACGCCCCUCCCAAGGUGCCUGCCGCGCAGAGCUGAACGACCUCUCUGCCGCACGGUUCUAGGUCUGGGGUCUCGGGAAUGUUUCGUCGCAUGAUAUUUGUUUAGCACACUGCUGUUGUUUUCGUAGUCCAACUUAUCAUAGAGCAACCUCAAUAUCCCAUCGU